This is a messenger RNA of Acaulospora morrowiae, 438 nucleotides long. Lineage: Eukaryota; Fungi; Glomeromycota; Glomeromycetes; Diversisporales; Acaulosporaceae. The record is from the annotation of a GenBank genome assembly.
AUGUCUGACCGAGAAUAUUCUACAAAAGAGGGAGCUGUUAAUGAUGAACUUUACGAACAGGUUGUGGUACACGGAGAUGAAGAAUACGAUCCAUCAAAGGAUGAAAGCGUCUCCGGUGAUACGAUUCCAAGUAGGUCCACACCGCCCAGUUUACGCCCUUCAACUAUUAAAACCAGAGACGCCGAAGGAAUUUAUGAAGAAGACGAAGAUUCAUUCGAGAAAGGUCCAUCCUUAACCGAAGGGGACAAUGACGAAGUGGACACUUCAAGGAAGCUGACCUCCCUCGUAUCAGCGUCUCAUCGAACUGGUAGAACUUCAGAAGCCAAAAGGCAAAGUGCAGAAAAGGCUUCUGCAUUACAUGAACAAAUUACCGGAAGUCCGUUGGAAAUAAACGAAGAGGGAGAAGUCGUCACUGGUCCAAGAAUCAGCAGUGGUUAA